This is a messenger RNA of Xenopus tropicalis (tropical clawed frog), 654 nucleotides long. Its product is annotated as gamma-crystallin-4. The record is from RefSeq and is a predicted model, not a curated record. Lineage: Eukaryota; Metazoa; Chordata; Amphibia; Anura; Pipidae. The coding region runs from base 55 to 582 and encodes 175 amino acids. The transcript is spliced from 3 exons.
UAAAGGCCGUCUCUUUACAUCCCAUAACUGUACUGAAACUUCCAUCCAUUCAAAAUGGGAAAGAUCUUCUUCUACGAGGAGAGAAACUUCCAAGGCCGCUGCUAUGAGUGCAGCUCAGAGUGUUCUGAUCUGUCCUCUUACUUCAGUCGAUGCAACUCCAUCAGGGUGGACAGUGGGAACUGGAUCCUGUAUGAGCACCCCAGUUACAGGGGACACCAAUAUUAUCUCUGGAAAGGAGAAUACCCAGACUUUCAGAGAUGGAUGGGCUUCAAUGACUACGUCAGAUCCUGCCGCUUUAUUCCCCAAUACCAGGGUCAAUAUAAAAUGAGAAUCUAUGAAAGAGGAGACUUCCAAGGGCAGAUGAUGGAGUUCUUUGAUGACUGCCCCAAUACUUAUGAUCGAUUCCGUUUCCGUGACAUUCACUCCUGCAAUGUGUUUGAUGGCCACUGGAUGUUCUACGAGGAGCCCAACUACAGGGGGCGUCAGUACUACCUGAGACCUGGAGAAUACAGGAAAUUCAGUGACUGGGGAGCCUCAAGCGCCAGAAUUGGAUCUUUUAGAAGAGUUCAUCAUAUGUUUUAAUUAAUUUGAGACAUAUAACACUGACACUACAGAAAGUUUAACUUUCAAUAAAAAUAUCUUUUCAAGUUAAAA